UACGAUUGUGACAGAAAACAGGUACGACUUUAAUGACCAAUUGGCAGAUCCUAUCCUAGGUAGCAAGCAGCUCAGCUACAAACAACCCAACCACAACAACAACAACAACCGCCUGCUGGUUGCCAUGGACACACUUACCUUUGUUAUUUUUCAUAAGAUACAAAUUGAUACAAGAUGUCUGCUUACCCUUGUGCUGUUCUUCCGGGCGAAGUGGAUUGUUUCGUAGAGAGCCUAAGAAGAUUCCAGGUGGAGGACAUCGGUAGUGAAAGCUGGUUUGACCAAAACGAAAUCGUCCUAAAGUUGACCCAACAAGCGUUCAUAGAAGCGACCACCAAGCAGGAAGACAUCAUCAAAGAGAAACUAUUAAUCGAAGGAAAGAUUCCUGUACUGGUCCAUGAGGCGUACUGUAUUCUAGUGUGGAGGAUGAGGAUUCUUCCCCAUUUAAUUGACUCGAAAAAUGCACAAACCUCGUUUAUUUUCUAUAGUGUUUUUUAUUACGAGGUGAAUAUUAUUUCUUUGCUUGAAACGAUUCUAUUCCACUCAAGUUGCUGUGAAGCGAUCGGAGACACCGCUCUGGAUCUCGUGGACUAUUGCGCUCAAGCACUUGGCCUUUUGAUCGGACAUGCUAACAACGAACAUCGUUUGGAUGACUCAAGAGAACUUAAACAAGAAUCAACUAAAAAUGAAGUAGAACGAAUAAUGUGCGAAAUGAGCUUCAAGAUUGGAAUCAAAUGUGUUAAUAUUUUAAGCUACAUGAUGAACAAUCUCAACGUACUACCACUGAGUACCACCAAUCGCGUUAUAAAAACACACGAUGUGCCAUGCUUGAUUGCAGAAAUUUUGCAUGUAAAACCAUGGCUUCGUAAGACUGGCGCCGGAUUUGAAAAAUUCCAGGAUGGUCACUGGACUCCAGUACACGGUGAAGACGUUCUAAAAGUGACCAAAGAUGAAGCGCAAGCCUGGUUCUGUUUAUAUGCUCUGCUUUUCAAUCAGGAAGCGAUGAGAAAUUACGAGGCGACUGACUUUAGAAGGAAGGAGAUAGGAAAGUGCGUCGGCUUGCUAAAUGAUCAUAUCUUAGAUCAGGUUCCUGCGCUGUCACAACUUAAACAAUUUCUAUACGCUUUUCAAAUGGGAAGUGAUUCAACUGGAAGGCAACAGGUGAAGUUAAUGCUGGACGAAUUACCAGAAAUAAAGGAUGGUCUUUUGGCAGCAGCUGAAAAAACGGGUUGGGAUAAAAUAACCCAGCGGCACCUAAAGAUUUUCGUCGAACUAUCACAGGAUAAGAUUGGCAGCAUAGCUAAAAGACUAGCUGUCGCGUACAACACACAUAUAUUGGAACAGUUCUCUGGACCGGAUACCAUACGUUCACUGAAGCAAUGCUUUUCUUGUGGUAAACCAGCGGAAAAGAAAUGUUCUAAAUGCAAUUCCACUUACUACUGUUCUCGAAAUUGUCAGAUCGCGGACUGGACAAAACACAAGGAGCUUUGUCAUCACUUGAAAACACUUUAAACAACUUACUCUGGAAUUACUGGAUUAUCACCUUAUAUAUUCCCCAAUAAACAUUCUUGCGAUCA
This is a messenger RNA of Armigeres subalbatus, 1574 nucleotides long. It is a transcript of the gene Zmynd10, whose product is annotated as zinc finger MYND domain-containing protein 10 homolog. The record is from RefSeq and is a predicted model, not a curated record. The coding region runs from base 175 to 1509 and encodes 444 amino acids. Gene Ontology annotation, biological process: motile cilium assembly; inner dynein arm assembly; outer dynein arm assembly. The transcript is spliced from 4 exons. Gene Ontology annotation, cellular component: centriolar satellite; cytoplasm. Lineage: Eukaryota; Metazoa; Arthropoda; Insecta; Diptera; Culicidae.